AUUCGAUAUAAUUCGAUAAUAUGUUGAUAUUUGGUUUUAUAAUUUUUUGCUGAUAACUCGCUUGUUUUCAUAUUUGUGGGUGGAACUUUGCCUCAUUUGGCAUACUUGAAGUUCCUUGGCACCAGUCAGCUGAACGUUUCAUGGCUAACCGUGAUGUAUUCUCAAAAAUCCUGCCAAAUGUCAAGUUGGCCACUCGAUACGAUGAAGACGGACGCGAAGUUCAGGUGGAGAGUCGCGAGGACUCGGAUGCGACAGCAAAGCAGCAGGACACUUUCGACAUUCUAAUGGACGCCGGCUACUAUCGGGCCCGCAUCAAAGGCCUGUCCGCCUUCGACAAGGUUGUGGGCGGCAUGACUUGGUGCAUCGAAUGCGCCGACUAUGACGUGGACGUGGAUCUGCUUUUCCACGAAAGUCUAUCGAUUGGCCAAAAAAUAGCUCUCGUGGAAAAGAUUGUUUCGGUUCUGAUCGAUAUGAAGUGUCCACAUAGCUUGGAGCCGCAUCAGGUGCAGGGUCUGGAGUUUUUAGCCAUUCAUCCCGUCAUCCAGUGGCUAGUGAAGACUUCGGUGGAAAAUCGAGCUGUGCGUGGACAGCGCUUGAAGAAAUUUGCCAUUGGAGUGUUCCACAAUCAUUAUCAGUAUAAAAGCGACAAAGACAAUUUGACCAAAAUACGUUGUUUGCUCCAGUUAGACAGUCUUCAACAUAGAAAUCGGUUUUUAAUGUUGUUGAUCCUACUGGUAGUCUGUCUUUGUAUUGUAUUGCCAAAUGAUCCAGACAUUUCGUUGCUAGGAACGGAGCAGCUGUUGUCCCAUAUGUUACUGUUUUCAGGCGAUAGUACCUGAUCUCUUCGGAUGGAUUGUUUCUCC
This is a messenger RNA of Drosophila miranda, 863 nucleotides long. Its product is annotated as coiled-coil domain-containing protein 93-like. The coding region runs from base 141 to 839 and encodes 232 amino acids. The record is from RefSeq and is a predicted model, not a curated record. Lineage: Eukaryota; Metazoa; Arthropoda; Insecta; Diptera; Drosophilidae. The transcript is spliced from 4 exons. Gene Ontology annotation, biological process: Golgi to plasma membrane transport.